UCCAAAUUUAAAUAAUUUUUAGAAUCGAAUCUUUUAAUUCUAGAUGAAAUGCAUCAGCUCAUUUAAGAAUAUUUCAUAUCCUUGAAAUUUGUGUAUAGUAAUUUUAAAUAUAUUUCACUACUGUGUUGAAAUGAAGGCUUUUAAGAGUUUCCGAUCAGUUUUCGCACCGAAAAACAUACUCACGUUUGUCUUCCUUUGGAACUUUCUAUCUGUUAAGUGCAACCCGGAUGCAAAAAGACUGUACGACGAUCUCAUGAGCAGUUAUAAUAGACUUAUCCGGCCGGUUGUCAACACUAGCGACACCCUUACAGUGAAAUUGGGACUAAAACUUUCUCAGUUGAUUGAUGUGAAUCUGAAGAACCAAGUGAUGACGACCAACGUCUGGGUCAAUCAAGAGUGGUUUGAUCAUAAAUUGCGUUGGGAUCCGGACGAAUACGGAGGCGUCCAGCAUCUUUAUGUGCCUGCUGAGCAGAUAUGGCUUCCCGAUAUAGUUCUCUAUAAUAAUGCUGACGGCAACUACGAGGUCACCAUCAUGACGAAGGCCAUCAUCCACAGCACGGGCAGAGUAGUCUGGAACCCGCCGGCCAUCUACAAGAGCUCCUGCCAAAUCGACGUCCAGUACUUUCCCUUCGACAGGCAGAGCUGCCUCAUGAAGUUCGGAUCUUGGACGUAUGACGGAUACCACGUUGAUUUAAAACACCUUCAGGAAAUCGCCAAUUCCUCCAUCGUUCCUCUGGGGGUGGACCUGAGCGAAUUCUACUUGAGUGUGGAAUGGGACAUCAUGGCUGCCCCAGCCACUCGCAAUGAAAAGUACUAUUCAUGCUGUAUGGAGCCCUAUCCCGACAUCACUUUCAACAUGACCUUAAGGCGGAAGCCGCUUUUUUACACUGUCAAUCUGAUCAUUCCAUGCGUGGGCAUCUCCGGUCUGUCAGUUGUCGUCUUCUAUCUGCCAUCGGAGAGUGGCGAGAAAGUUAGUCUGUCUAUCUCCAUUCUUCUGUCUCUGACGUUCUUUUUUCUGGUCUUGGCGGAGAUUGUCCCCUCAACCUCCCUGGCGAUGCCGCUCCUGGGAAAGUAUCUGCUGUUCACAAUGAUUCUAGUCACCCUGAGCGUGGUUUUUGCAGUGGCUGUCCUCAAUGUCCACUUCCGUUCGCCGUCGUUUCAUAAGAUGCCCAAUUGGGUUCGUCGUCUAUUCAUCGACAUCCUGCCCAAAGUGCUGCUGAUGAGAUCGCCGCAGUAUACUGACCACCACCUGCACCGGAACAGCAGCGACAGGAAAAAGACCCCUUCCAAAGACAAGAGCAAGAAAUCGAAGAUGAAAUCAGAUGCUCCCAUCGAUUCAAAAGUAGCCCGUAUGAUCCGCGAUUCCUCUUCCUCCCUUCUCGAUUUACGGGACAUUUCCCAAGAUGAGCCAGGGCUACUGAUCCGCGAACUGGAUUCGAGUCCUGUGACUGCAGAGAGAAGACGCUAUCCCCGCCAGAUGCUGAAAUCCAUUCAGAACGCCAUGUUUAUCGCCCAACACAUCGACAAUGAAGACGACUUCGAGACGGUGAAAGAUGAAUGGAAGUACGUUGCUAUGGUUCUGGAUCGUCUGUUCCUGUGGAUGUUCACGGCAGCCUGUGUCAUCGGCACGGCGGGGAUUUUCCUGCAGGCUCCCCUACUCUACGACACUGACAGCCCCAUUGACGUGGUGAGUUCCAAGGUCGCUCACACCCUUCAAGUGGAUUGGAUGGCUUAAGAUGAAAAAAAAUUUGAAAGUCGAAAAUUUGUGCAACUUCUUCCAUUACUGAGCAAACACGCGUUGUAUUUCCUUGAGGAAGCAUACCUCCCUAUUUUGUAUUUAAUCAUUACUAUAGACAAAAAUAUAAAUAGUUUGUCGAUAUUUUGUGGGUAUAUACACUGGGCUAGUUGCCAAGUAUAAAAGCAAUGUAUAGCCUCCCCAAAAGCAACUUGAUUGUAUUAAAAAUAGUGCAAUAUGCAGAAAGGCGCAAUUAUCUCUUAAAAGCUGAAAUGAUUAAUAAUAAUAAAAAAAUGCAAAUCAUCGCAGGAGAUCUGCCACUGUUUAAAGAAGAAAUCUCAAAACCUUGUGGAUAAUAACUAAAACACACGCAACAGAUAAUACAUAAAGGAUCAUAAAAAAAUGCAGUCAAUGGAAGACAUUUAGAACUUUGGACUAAAUGCAAAUGUAUUCUUUAAACUUUUAAUGAUAUCGCACUUUUAAUAGCGACAUAUGCUUUGAAAGAUUUGGCAGAUACAAAAACAUAGAUAUUGUUCGGUUAUCAAAACUUUAUAGAUGUUGAAAGUGAACAUUCACAAAAAAACUGCAUCCCAUACAAAUAUCACACUCGUGAUUCUUUUACACUUUUUCGAGCUACUAAGAGCACUAAAACUCCUUUUCUCAUUUACUA
Molecule: messenger RNA, 2405 nt
Organism: Argiope bruennichi
Lineage: Eukaryota; Metazoa; Arthropoda; Arachnida; Araneae; Araneidae
Product: acetylcholine receptor subunit alpha-like 1
Exons: 8
Coding region: 131-1735 (534 amino acids)
Biological process (GO): signal transduction; regulation of membrane potential; chemical synaptic transmission
Cellular component (GO): postsynaptic membrane; synapse; neuron projection
Molecular function (GO): transmembrane signaling receptor activity; acetylcholine-gated monoatomic cation-selective channel activity
Source: RefSeq, a predicted model, not a curated record